This is a messenger RNA of Lucilia sericata (common green bottle fly), 1400 nucleotides long. RefSeq names its product tryptophan--tRNA ligase, cytoplasmic-like. Gene Ontology annotation, molecular function: ATP binding; tryptophan-tRNA ligase activity. Gene Ontology annotation, cellular component: cytoplasm. Gene Ontology annotation, biological process: tryptophanyl-tRNA aminoacylation. The transcript is spliced from 5 exons. NCBI's taxonomy places the organism in Eukaryota, Metazoa, Arthropoda, Insecta, Diptera, Calliphoridae. The record is from RefSeq and is a predicted model, not a curated record. The coding region runs from base 60 to 1346 and encodes 428 amino acids.
UUUAUAAAAAAAUGCAGUGCAAUUGUUUGUUAUAAAUAAUUAAAACAACAGUACGGAAAAUGAACGUUAAUCCAAUUGCAGAGACGAAAGGCAUUGAAGUCUUAAAUAUCAAACCAAAUGAAAUCGAAGAAACUACAACAGGUGUCGAGGUCACGGUUAACGAUGAACAAAAUGAUAUUGUAGAUCCAUGGAAUGUGGCUAGUAACAGCGACACUGGAAUCGAUUAUGACAAAUUAAUAAAACGUUUCGGUUCGUCCAGAAUUGAUGAUGAGCUAAUUGAACGUAUAGAAAAGAUAAGUGGUAAACCAGUACAUCAUUUAAUACGUCGAGGUAUUUUCUUUUCACAUCGUGAGCUAAGCACUAUUUUAACUUUGAAGGAAGAAGGUAAACCGUUUUAUUUAUAUACUGGACGCGGUCCUAGUUCCGAAUCGUUGCAUUUAGGACAUUUAAUACCUUUCAUAAUGACAAAAUAUCUUCAAGAUACAUUUGAUGUACCAUUGGUUAUACAAAUGUCUGAUGACGAAAAGACUUUGUGGAAAGAUUUGAAAAUAGAAGAUGCUAUAAAAUUGGCUCAUGAAAAUGCUAAAGAUAUUAUUGCUAUGGAUUUUGAUGUGGAGAAAACAUUUAUAUUUAAUGAUUUAACAUUUAUGGGCCAAUGUCCAGCAAUGUAUCAAAAUGUCAUACGAAUCCAAAAAUGUGUUACUUUUAAUCAAGUUAAAGGUAUAUUUGGUUUUGAAGAUUCAGAUCUUAUUGGCAAAAUUGGAUUUCCCGCUGUGCAGGCUGCUCCAGCACUUUCGAACACAUUUCCAUUCAUAUUUGGCGAUCGUAAAGUACACUGUCUAGUACCGUGUGCCAUUGAUCAAGAUCCCUAUUUCAGAAUGUGUCGAGAUGUGGCUCCACGUUUAGGUUAUCCCAAAUGUGCCCUAAUACAUUCAUCUUUUUUCCCCGCAUUACAGGGUGCCAAAUCAAAAAUGUCUGCAAGUGAAGAAAAUUCGGCAGUAUUUUUAACAGAUACACCGAAACAAAUUAAAAAUAAAAUUAAUAAAUAUGCAUUUUCGGGUGGUCGUACUACCGUCGAGGAACACAGAACCUUGGGUGGUAAUCCAGAUAUUGAUGUGGCUUAUCAAUUGCUAAAAUUCUUUAUGGAGGAUGAUGAAGAAUUGGAGAGAGUUCGUUUAGCCUACAGUAAGGGUGAAAUGUUAACGGGAGAAAUUAAACAAUUGGCAAUUGAAGUUAUUACUCCGUUAGUGGAAGAGCACCAAGCCGCUCGUAAACUCGUUACCGAUGAAAUGUUACAAGACUUCAUGAAUAUUCGUCCCUUGAAAUUUGGUGGCUGUACAAUUUAAAAUGUUUUUGCUUUAGUAUUAAAUUUUCUAAAUAAAUUUGUUUAUAAAAUUUCA